AAGAGAACUAGCAUGGAUGAUUCAUUCUAGGCUUGGACCUAUGGCAGGCAUGAUAUUGAGUCGUUCGAGUUGACAACUAUAUCACGGAAUCGCCUCCGAGGUUUGAAGCAAUGAUUCUAAUAAACAAAACUAUGUAUUCCACGCAAAAAAACUACGAUUUUUUACGUUUAUGCCUUUGCGAAACGGAAGGCAAGAUCAAAACGUGUCGGGACCGAUGUUUUUUUUUCUUGUUUUGUUAAUAUUUUGCGUUUCUGUGCAUGGUACAGCUUUACAUGUUACAUGUUACAGCUCUACUACUCUCAGAAUGACAAUAUUUUAUUUCGAUCUUAACUGCUGACUACCUUUUCGCGAACAAAACGCGUUUCUCCUCGGAAAUGAGGAAAGGUGCGUUUUGCCACAGUGCUGCAUAAUCCCCCAGCAACCCCUAGCUGGUAUAGAAUACAUCUUCCCGCUCGAUACUUCAGUAGGUCGUACAUUUGUAUGACCGCUUAGGGCCAAGACAUCAAACGUACGACUAACAUCGAUGAGGAACGUUUAUGCGUUUAUUUUUUCCAGUGUCCUCUUCGAUUGACUGUAUGGCUGCCCUUUUACAAACCAUGGAUGAUCGGAUUGGGUCGUUGGAGCGGGAGGUUAAAAUGGGUAACCUUAAGCUAUCCAGAAUGGAGGAAAAAUUGGACGAGCAGACACGGCUAUUGUCGAUGUUGGUCGAGCAAACAGUAGCUGCUCGACAACCCGAUGCGGAACGGCAUUCGGCGAAUGAAGAUGAGGUACAGGAGCAGGUGCCGCAGCCGAGCAGCGAAGAGCACAACGCGAAAAAUGAAACGGAAGAGGAUCAGGAUGACGAGCAGGAACGUCAUGAGGAGCAUGAGGCAGCGCCAGAAAUCCCGGUUCUGCCAAUAAGAACCGUGAAUGACUUUUUUGUAUUGAACUCUAGCUGUGCCAGAAACGAAGAGUUUGUACAGCAAAUGGCGGAAGAAUUACAACAGGAGGUAGUCGCAUCGCAAACGAGAGCCCGGAACGUCAGCCAAGAAGCGAUAGAUGUAUUUUUGCUGACUUACAGGAGUACACCUAAUAAGCUGUUAGAAAACCAGAAAACUCCAGCGGAUGUUAUGUUCAACAGAAGGAUACGCACAACUUUAGAGCUGCUACGAUCACCACCGCGACCAUAGCCAAGCACGUAUACUUCUGAGCAUAAUCCCAGAAAGUUCAACGCUGGUGAU
Messenger RNA from Anopheles coluzzii, 1220 nucleotides. RefSeq lists its product as uncharacterized. The transcript is spliced from 3 exons. Lineage: Eukaryota; Metazoa; Arthropoda; Insecta; Diptera; Culicidae. Bases 537 to 1169 code for a protein of 210 amino acids. The record is from RefSeq and is a predicted model, not a curated record.